AUGAUGCACCCAGUCACAGCUCGGACGACCCUCGCAACCUCACGGAAGACCGCAGCUCUCACCUCAACCUUACGGCGUCGCUUCGCAACAACCUCAGCCCGAUCCAACUACUCAGACACGAUCUCCAACCUCGCCCAAGGCCCCCAAAGCAACGUCGUCGUCCAAGGUUUCACCGGCAAAGCCUCUACCGUCCACACAUCCAUCUCCCUCUCAAUGGGAACAAACAUUGUUGCAGGUACCUCUCCCAACAAAGCAGGCACAAGCCAUCACGAUCGACCUGUUUUCUCCUCUAUCAAAGAAAUCCUUGAUGCAGGGAUCAAAGUGGACGCAACAUCGAUCUUUGUCCCACCUGCUCUCGCUGCUGAUGCGAUUAUCGAAGCGAUCGAAGCUGAAGUUCCGCUCAUUGUUAGCAUUGCUGAAGGUGUACCCGUCAAAGACCAGUUCAGGGUGAUGGAAAGGCUACACAGUCAAAAUAAAUCGAGGUUGGUUGGGGCGAAUAGUCCCGGGUAUUGCAAUCCUCUGGGUUGUCGGAUGGGUAUUAGUCCGAUGAUCACCUGCGCUCCAGGACCGGUAGGGAUUGCGUCAAGGUCAGGAACGUUGAGUUAUGAGGCUAGUUGGGCGACCAAAGCACUAGGUCAAUCUUAUAUUAUCGGCUUAGGCGGGGACUUCUACCCUGGCACACGAACAACGGAAGCGUUGGAGUUCUUAAUGAGCGAUUCAGAUACAGAGGCCAUUGUGCUAGCUGGUGAGAUCGGUGGUUGUAUGGAAGAGGAGGUGUACGAGUUGCUGAAUGACCAGAGGUGUAAGUACAAGGAAGGUGGAAAGUUUAAGAAGCCGAUAGUGGGGUUCGUGGCAGGAUUGAAUACGCCGCCUGGUCAAAUGUUUGGUCAUGCAGGGGCGAUUUGGAGAGAUGGAACUGGAUCAGCGAUCGAGAAGAGGAAGAUGUGGGAAAGCGUUGGGAUUAGGAUGGCGGAUGCGAUUGCAGAUGUGGGCAAGUUGAUUGAAGAGGAGAUGAGGAAGUACGGGGUCCCCGUCAACAAGGCCUGA
Ustilago hordei is the source of this 1047-nucleotide messenger RNA. RefSeq lists its product as uncharacterized. The transcript has a single exon. Gene Ontology annotation, biological process: tricarboxylic acid cycle. Gene Ontology annotation, cellular component: succinate-CoA ligase complex (ADP-forming); mitochondrion. Gene Ontology annotation, molecular function: succinate-CoA ligase (GDP-forming) activity; succinate-CoA ligase (ADP-forming) activity. NCBI's taxonomy places the organism in Eukaryota, Fungi, Basidiomycota, Ustilaginomycetes, Ustilaginales, Ustilaginaceae. Bases 1 to 1047 code for a protein of 348 amino acids. The record is from RefSeq and is a predicted model, not a curated record.